UUAUGUAAUGACGGGAGGAAAGGAAGUAUGGCCUAAUGAGGUCAAGUUCUAUCUUAUUGAUUUGAUUGUGGAAGAAGUGAAGAAUGGAAAUAGAACUACCACUACUUUUUCAAAGGUAGGCUGGGCAAACAUAAUAAAUGGAUUGACAAACAAGUUUAGGAAGGUUUGGAAUGAAGAUCAGUUAAAGAACAAGUUUAAUCAGAUGAGGAGAAAGCAUAGGGUUUUCACGACAAUCAUUAGUGAGACUGGAGUUAGUUACACUACGGCAACAGGGAAGAUUGAUGGCUCUGAUGAACGUUGGGAAAGAUGGUUAAGGUUGGAUAAGGUGGUUGGAAGCAUUAAGAAGUAUGGUUGUCCGAAGUAUCCAAAACUUUGCAUUAUCUAUGGGGAUACUACCGCUACUGGCAACGAUGCACUACCUUCUACACAGGAGAUUAUAGACAGCAGCAGCGAGGAUCAGAGCAAGGAAGUUUCUGAAAGUAUUAUGGAUAAGACAACUGAACUUGCAAAUGAAUUGAAAGGCAAAGCAAAGUCUAAAGGGAAAAAGAGAAAAGCAGUUAGAUCAACCUUCUCUUCUACCAUAGAGAAGGCAAUAGUUGACAUGGCUGAGAUGGCAAAAAUGAAGAAUGAGAUGCGUAUGGCUUCUCAAGCCAACUCUUCUAUUAGAGGUCCAUUGAAUGAAGUAACUUCACCGGAUAAGGAUUUAGAUAUCAUGACUGAAUGCAUGAAGGUUUUGGAUGAUUUGGAUGUGGAUGCUGAUAUUUUUGUGAAGGCUUUAGAUAUUUUACAUGACCAGCCAUUAAAAAGAGGGCUUUUCUUACGCAUGACGGAGAAGAGAAGGAUGGAGUGGUUAGGAAGUUUGGUUUGAUGUUUGCUGACGUUUGCUUGAAAAGAGGGUUCACUUGAUGAUUAUGUGUUUUAGAGUUCAAGUUUGAGUAUUUAUGUUUGCUGUAUGUUUUAUGGAGCUUUGUUUAAGUGUGAGCUUGUAUUUUGGAUUAAGUUUGUUUAAGUGUUUGUUUGAUCAAGUAUUAUGUAUUUGAAGUUUGUUUGUGCAUUUUCUGAUUCGAAUAUAUUAUCUAUGCAGAAACGGAAUGGGAAGUUCAGAUACAGAUUCUGAUGAUGAGAUGCAUAUAAAUCUGAUAAUAUAUUUGGCAUUGUUGGAGAAUGAGAGAUUGAAUUUUCCUAAAGAACCAUGCAGAAACUCAAAAUUGCCAGGACAUCAAUGGGUUCAAGAACUUUUGCGUGGUCAUCCGAUUAGGAUAUAUGAAGAACUACGAACUGAUAAAGAAACAUUUAUUGCUUUAUGCGAUGAAUUGAAACAACAAGGAUUGUUGGAAUCUACCAAGAGAGUCAUUGUUGAAGAACAAGUGGCAAUCUUCCUACGAACUUUAGGUCACGCCAUUGACUUUCGAGAUGGUGCUGAAAGGUUUCAGCACUCUACAGCUACCAUCUCUAAGUACUUCGGUAAAGUAUUGAAAGCAGUGGUGAAGCUUUCCAACAAGUACAUUGUUCCCCCAAAUUUCGAUAAAGUUCCUGAAAAAAUAAUUGGUUCAAAAUAUGAUCCAUAUUUUGAGGUAAAUUAAUUUGCCUCUAUAGUUAGUUCAACAAUUUUAUAACAUGUUCAUCUAACAUUUUCUAUUUUGUAACUUAGAGCUGCAUUGGGGCAAUAGAUGGAGUGCAUAUUGAUGCAUCUAUUCCAACCGGCGAGCAAAUACCAUUCCGAGGGCGAAAGACAACAACUACUCAGAAUGUGAUGGCUGCAUGUUCAUUUGACAUGCUUUUCACCUAUGUAAUGGCAGGGUGGGAGGGCACGGCAAAUGAUUCUAGGAUUCUUGCUGAAACAGUUUCUAAUCCAGGGAAUAAAUUUCCAAUGCCGCCGCGAGGUAUGUAAUGAAUAAUUUUUUAUGUCUAUAUAGAUUACAAAUUUAUUAGUUUAUAACUAAUUAACUUCUAAAAAAAUUUCAGGUAAAUAUUAUGUUGUUGAUUCUGGAUAUUCAAACAUGCCUGGAUUUUUAGCACCCUACCGGACAAGAGAAUCUUCUCAUUUCCAAGAGAUUAACCGUGCAGGUGGCCCAAAAAAUCGUAAACAAUUGUUUAACUUUUAUCAUUCGUCCCUACGCAACGUUAUUGAGCGUUGUUUUGGAGUUUUGAAAGCUAGGUUUCCAAUUCUAAAACAUAUGCCUAACUUUCCAUUCAAGAAGCAAGCACAAAUUGUUAUAGCUACUUGUGUGAUACAUAACUUCAUCAAGAUCCACUGUGAUGAAGACGUCUUAUUUGACGAAUACCAACAGUGUGAUGUGGAAGUCCAGGGAGUACAACAAACUGAAGUGUAUGAUGUCGGUUCAACUCAAACUCGGGCAAUGGAAAUUCGACGUGAUGAAAUAGCAGACAAGUUGUGGAAUGACUUUCAAGCAGGAGUUAUUUGAUGUUUUCACUUAUUUGUAUUUGUUAUUGUAGUCGUACUUCUUAAAAUGUUUGGUUGAUGUAGUAGUAUUUUGUUUAUUUGUUUAAAACAAGAUUGCUAUUGAAAACAUAAAUCAGUUUGUAAUAACUGUAUCUAAACAAGUUUUCAUUUCCAGGUUUCAGUUUCAGAACUCUCUAAAUUCUCAGCUAAACAAGUUUUCUUCAGGUUUUGUUUUCCAGAAAGCGACAGAUUCCUUUUCUUCAGAUUCCCUUUUUUGUUUUCCAGAAAUCAAAAAACAGAAUGAGUACUAAACGGGGCAUAACUUACCUUUUCUUAGUGAUUCUUGGAUUUGUAAAUUCAUUUCUUUUUCCUUUCUUUUCAAUAAAGAAAAGGUCGAUAAAGAAAGGGUGUACAUUUCUACUAAUUUUUUGCACGAAUAUGCUCUACCUUCAUAAUAUUUGCUUUGCAGAAUAUAACAAUAUCAUCAUCAAAUAAGUAGUGAGAAAUCUAUGGAUAGUUCUGAUUUAUUUUAAUGUCCUAAAUAUCACCUCAAGCAACUCCUUGGCAAUAAAAGAAGAUAGAGCAAUGGACAUAAGGAUAAAUAAGAAUGGGGAAAUUGGAUUAAUUUGUCGAAUACCUAUAGUCAGGUAGAAAGAUUCGGUGUCAUUCAUAAGUAUGGAGAAUUUCACAGUUCUUACACAUGCAUUGAUCCAUCCUCUCCACCUAAUUCAGAAAACAUAAGCUUGCAGGAUGGAGUCAAGACAUUCCCAAUCAACCAGGUCAUAUGCUUUCUGCAUGUCCAACUUGAUCAUCAUAUCUCACUCUCCAUUUUAAGAUUCUUGAAGUGGUGGAGUAUCUCAUGGACGAUUAUAAAUGAUCCUGAAUGAG
Molecule: messenger RNA, 3292 nt
Organism: Linum trigynum
Lineage: Eukaryota; Viridiplantae; Streptophyta; Magnoliopsida; Malpighiales; Linaceae
Source: the annotation of a GenBank genome assembly